Molecule: messenger RNA, 1362 nt
Organism: Blepharisma stoltei
Lineage: Eukaryota; Ciliophora; Heterotrichea; Heterotrichida; Blepharismidae
Source: the annotation of a GenBank genome assembly
AUGGAGUUUGGAUUUGAUGUCAGGCGAGUUUUACGUCCAGAUGAGGAUGGAUUUACAAUUAUAACCCCACAGUCAGAUUCUAUUCAAAAUAAAGAACUUUGCGAAAUAAUCAAUGAAAUGGGAAAAGCUUCAGCAAGAGCUCAAUCAUUAGGGGCAGUCAUUACAACUCCAUCGAGAUUUUUUUCUUCAUCAGAUAGCAAGCUUUAUAUAAAAAGCGAAAAUCAAAAGGUCAUUGGAAUCUUGAAAACUGGACGAAGAAAAUUAUUUUAUACAGACAUGAUUGGGAAAAUCACUGAAAUGACUCCUCUAUGUUUACUAGAUUUCUAUGUGCACGAGUCCAUGCAAAGACAUGGCCAUGGAAAGCUAAUUUAUGAAAGAAUGCUUGAAGAAGAAAAUGUCUUACCAAACAAAAUUGCUAUUGACAGACCUUCCAACAAAUUAAUUAGCUUUAUGAGAAAGCAUUAUGGACUUGCUGACUAUAUCCCACAAAAUAAUAAUUUUGUAAUUUAUCAUCAAUUUUUUGAUGUAAUCGACAAAUAGACAAAUUUUAAGCUGCCUAAAAGAGCGGGACAUAACAGCUAUGAAGAAAGAAAAGAAGCCUACCAUGAAAAACCUCAAGAAGACUUACUUCUCCCCUCUUUAUGAGUGAACAAAAAUAUUUUAUUCAUUCACGGAGGGAAUUAAUUUAUUUUUAAAAAAAAAUUUUCGAAAUUUUAAAACAAUCCUAAUUUGCAAAAAUUAAUUUAAUUUAUAAAAUUUAUGUUUUAAAACGCAAUUUGUUUAAAAUUAAACAGAAUUAGCUUGAGAUUUCAUUAUACCAAUUAUCACUUAUAUAUCAAAAUUUUUUUCAUAAAAAUUUUUUUUAUUAAAAAAAUUUUGUUCAUUCACGGAGGGUGGGGUUUUGGGCAAAAAAUAGGGAUUUUUCCAAUGGUUUUGUUCACUCACGGAGGGGGGGAGUUAGAAGAAAACUACUAUGAGCAGCCCUAUCGCAAGACUCAAGAUCUUCAUCAUAGGCCUCAAGAAACUUAUAAUGAGCCUCAAGAGCAUUAUAGAAAUGAAGCACAUAACGAGAGAAAUGAGCCUCAGAGGAAUUAUCAUUAUUUGCAGCAAAAUAAUUAUGGAAGCUCUUCUCAAAGGUGCAAAUCAAGGGAAGAUAAAAUUUUGGACCAAAUUAGAUCCAAUAUUGUGGUAACUGAGGAUCAGCUGAAAGAGACAAGGGAAAGGAUUACGAAAAUGGAGGCUGAGACGAAGAUGAGCGGAUAUCAGCCUAGAGCGCCAUGGGCUACGAGUGGGACAGGAAGAGAAAAGAAAACAUCUUCUUCUGAUUAUGGAGCUUAUUUAAAUUAUCAGAAAAGGUAUUAG